CGCCGACCUUGCAGCGAUCCCAGCCGCCGCGCCCUGCCGCCGAGUUGGCUGCGGCCGCCGCGCUGCGAUGGGCCGCCGAGCCCCAGCCGGGGCGCUGCAGACGCCGCUCGCCAAGCCAGAUUUGACUGAAGAGCGACUUGGGGACAGCAGCUUGGCCGACAACGCUGAGACCUUCAGCGACAAAGACACGGACCAGAGGAGCUCCCCAGAUGUCGCAAAAAGUAAAGGCUGCUUCACCCCCGAGAGCCCCGAGAUAGUGUCGGUGGAUGAAGGUGGGUAUGCAGGCCAGAAAAACGGGGGCAACUCGGACAGCCGCUCCGACAGCCCCAAGUACCACGGGGAGCAGAAUCACCUCCUGAUCGAGGGCCCCUCGGGGACCGUCUCUCUGCCCUUCAGCUUGAAAGCCAACAGACCCCCCCUGGAAGUGUUAAAAAAAAUAUUCCCCAACCAGAAGCCCACGGUGCUGGAGCUGAUCCUGAAGGGCUGUGGGGGGGACCUGGUGAGCGCCGUGGAGGUCCUGCUGUCCAGCCGGUCCUCGGUCUCGGCCGCCGAGCGAACUGCAGCCGAGCCCGAGAGCCUCGUGCUGCCCUCCAACGGGCACAUCUUCGAACACACCUUGAGCUCCUACCCCAUCUCCUCCUCCAAAUGGUCCGUGGGGUCGGCCUUCCGAGUCCCAGACACGUUGAGGUUUUCUGCGGACUCUAGUAACGUUGUCCCCAACCCCCUGGCCGUGCCCCUGCAGCACCCUUUCCCCCAGCCGCCCCGCUACCCUCUCAUGCUGAGGAAUACUCUGGCGAGAAACCAGUCGAGCCCCUUUCUGCCCAACGACGUCACCCUGUGGAACACCAUGACGCUGCAGCAGCAGUACCAGCUGAGGUCCCAGUACGUCAGCCCUUUCCCGGGGAACUCUGCCAGCGUCUUCAGGAGCUCGCCUGUCCUCCCCGCGCGCACCCCCGAGGACCCGCGGAUCUCCAUCCCCGACGAGGGGUGCCCCAUGGUGUCCAAGCAGCCCAUUUACCCCGAGGACGACUACGACGAGCGGUCCGACUCCUCAGACUCCAGAAUACUCAACACAUCAUCUUAAAGUGGAACCGGAUGGGAAGGGACCAGGUGACACGUUCUGUGCAUCUGAACCCUGGGAGGGGGCAGGGAGGAGGGUCUGAGGAGAAGCCACAUCCUGUGUAUAUCUUUUCCUUCUGUUUGACAAAGUGACUGUGCUUGAUUCUAUUAGCAAUAAAAACAUAACUUAUUUAA
This is a messenger RNA of Myotis lucifugus (little brown bat), 1254 nucleotides long. It is a transcript of the gene DMRT3, whose product is annotated as doublesex and mab-3 related transcription factor 3. Lineage: Eukaryota; Metazoa; Chordata; Mammalia; Chiroptera; Vespertilionidae. Bases 68 to 1084 code for a protein of 338 amino acids. Gene Ontology annotation, molecular function: protein binding. The transcript is spliced from 2 exons. The record is from RefSeq and is a predicted model, not a curated record.